UAAAUUGCUGCACUGUAAUUUAACAUUUGUAAACUUAACUUUUUGUUACUUCAAUACAAUUUUUUAGAUUGUUACAUUUACACGAUACAAUUGACUUUAUUUUUACAAUAUUUAACAGUAUAUUAUAGUAUCGUAAUUAUAUAAAAAACAAAUUUAAAAAAUGACCAUUAAGUGGGGAAUAUUAGGUACUAGUAAUAUUUCCCACGAUUUUGUUACAGCAAUGGUAACGCUACCUCCCACAGAACACUACGCUAUUGCAGUAGCAUCAAAAGAUUCAUUGCGAUCACAAGAAUUUGCUAAACAAUUUGGAAUUCCAAAGGCGUACGAUUCAUAUUUAGCCGUUGCGAAGGAUACUGAAGUUGAUAUAGUUUAUAUUGGUACAUUGAACGAAUAUCAUUAUUCACUAUGUAAAUUGAUGCUGGAAAAUGGAAAAAAUGUAUUAUGCGAAGAACCGUUUUGUCAAAAUGUAAAACAAGUCAAAGAGCUUAUAGAGUUGGCCAAGAACAAGCGUUUGUUUCUCAUGGAGUCUAUGUGGAUGUUUUUUACACCUGCAUUUGUAACUUUAAAAAACGAAAUUGCCAAAGGUACUAUUGGAAUACCUUUACAAAUUAUAUCUUCUUUUGGAACGCCAAUGCCUGAGUUCUUAAUACAACAACGGAACAGUGGAGGAUCUAUAAUCGAACUGGGUGUGUUUUCGAUAUACUUGAGUCAGAUGUUAUUUGGUCCGGACAAACCGCAAAUCUAUGGUGCUUGUGGACAAACGACCGAUAAAGGGUACGAUAAGGACGCUAGUGUAGUACUCAAAUACAGUGCUGGCCGUAUAUCUUCCUUUACUAGUCAUUUUAAAGUAAAGUUACCCAAUGAAGCAGUUAUAUAUGGUACAAAAGGAAAUAUUAAACUUUAUAAUCCAUUUUGGGCUGCAUCCAAAAUUACCAUUAAUGGUGUUGAUACCGAUAUUGAUCAGCCACAAACUAAAUGGCCUACUAAGUACAGAAAUAGCGUACAGUUUAUUUAUGAAAUUAAUGAAGUCGGAAAAUGUCUUAUAAACAGUCAAAAUCAAUCGAGUGUAAUUCCAUGGUCUUUAAGUAUAGAAAAUGCAGUUUUAUUAGACAAUAUAAGAAAAACUUUAGGUGUAACAAUUAAUGAAAAUGAAGAGGUUGUUAUUUAAAAAUAUUGCAAACUAUAUUACAAAAAUCAUUUUUUAAAACUACUUUUGCGAUGGAAUUAAACAAAAAAAUAAUCGAUCUUUUAAAUAAAAUGUUUUUAUCUAUGGCAA
Molecule: messenger RNA, 1276 nt
Organism: Adelges cooleyi (spruce gall adelgid)
Lineage: Eukaryota; Metazoa; Arthropoda; Insecta; Hemiptera; Adelgidae
Product: trans-1,2-dihydrobenzene-1,2-diol dehydrogenase-like
Exons: 6
Coding region: 161-1168 (335 amino acids)
Molecular function (GO): nucleotide binding
Source: RefSeq, a predicted model, not a curated record